GGAGCAGCUGGCAGCCGCAGAGGAGGAGCCGCCAUGUGACAGGCCUGCCUGCCCGCCCGCCCACACCAUGGCCCUGCUCCUGCUCCCGCUCCUGCCGCUGCUCCUCGACGUGCCCCCGGCGCUGGGGGCCCCCCGCUCCUUCGAGGUCGACUACGCUGGCGACUGCUUCCGCAGGGACGGGGCGCCCUUCCGCUAUGUGGCAGGCAGCCUGCACUAUGCCCGCGUGCCGCGGCUCGCCUGGCGCGACCGGCUCCUCAAGAUGUACAUGACCGGUCUCAGCGCCGUGCAGGUCUACGUGCCCUGGAACUACCACGAGCCGCUGCCCGGCGUCCACGACUUCUCCGGCGACCGGGACCUAGAGGCCUUCCUGGACCUGACAGCGGAGCUGGAGCUGCUGGUGAUCCUUCGCCCAGGGCCCUACAUCUGCGCCGAGUGGGAGAUGGGCGGGCUCCCUGCCUGGCUGCUGUGGAAGCCGGACAUUGUGCUGCGCUCGUCUGACCCUGACUACUUGCACGCCGUGGACUCCUGGCUCAGCAUCCUGCUGCCCAAGGUGCGGCCCCGGCUGUACCACAAUGGGGGGAACAUCAUCAGUGUCCAGGUGGAGAACGAGUACGGCAGCUCCGGGGUCUGCGACUACGACUACCUGCGGCACCUGCUGCACGUCUUCCGUGCGCUGCUGGGCCCCGACGUGCUGCUCUUCACCACUGACGGCAACAGCGUGGCCGAGCUGCGCUGCGGCACCCUGCAGGGUCUCUACGCCACCGUGGACUUCGGGCCAGGCCCCAACAUCACUGAGGCCUUCGCACCCCAGCGGCUCUAUGAGCCCAAGGGCCCCCUGGUGAACUCCGAGUACUACACAGGCUGGCUGGACUAUUGGGGUGAGCCGCACGCCAGCAGCAGCCCCGCCACCGUGGCCCAGGGGCUUCGCGACAUCCUGCAGCUGGGGGCCAGUGUCAACAUGUAUAUGUUCCAGGGGGGCACCAACUUCGGCUACUGGAGUGGUGCUGACUACAAGGGCCAAUAUAAGCCGGUCACCACCAGCUAUGACUACGACGCACCACUCUCAGAGGCUGGUGACCCCACAGAGAAGCUCUUCGCCAUUCGGGAAGUCAUUGCCCAGUUCCAGCCUGUGCCGCAGGGCCCAAUGCCACCAGCCACCCACAAGCGUGCCUAUGGCUACGUACCGCUGCGGAAGUACGCUGGGCUCCUGGACCUGCUGGACCUGCUGUCCCCUGCUGGGCCCAUCCCGAGUCGCUUCCCCUUAACCUUUGAGGCCAUCAAGCAGGCCCACGGCUUUGUGCUGUACCGCACCUGGCUGCCCCGGGACGUGUGGGACCCCGCGCCCCUGAGCGCCCCCCCGCACAGCAUCUGCGACCUCGCCUAUGUGCUGCUGGAUGGGCAGUACCAAGGCCGGCUGGAGCGGGCCGGGCCGUGGCAGCUGUAUGUGACGGGCCAGGCCGGUGCCAUGCUGGAUGUGCUGGUGGAGAACAUGGGUAGGAUCAACUUCGGCACCAACAUCAGUGACUUCAAGGGCCUGCUGGGGAACCUGAGCCUGGCCUCGGUGCCGCUCAGUGACUGGCUCAUCUACCCGCUGGACGUGGAUGUAGUCGUGGCUACAGGCUGGCCCCACACCAUACCCCGGGCUGCAGGGAGCAGCAUCAGCAUGGGGCCAGCGAUCUACACUGGGGCCUUCCGCACGCCCGGUGUUGCCUGGGACACCUUCGUGAAGCUGCCAGGCUGGAGCAAGGGUCAGCUCUGGAUCAACGGCUUCAACCUGGGCCGGUACUGGGCGAGCCGUGGACCACAGCAGACGCUGUACGUGCCAGGCUCACUGCUCAGCCCCUUGCACCCCAACAAUGUGACGGUGCUGGAGCUGGAGCACGCACCACCCCAGCCCGACAUCCUCUUCCUGGACCGGCCCCAGCUCAAUGCCACCAGCAGCUCCCAGGAUGUGCCUACACCCCAAUAAAUGGGGGGCAUCCUCCCCUCAGCAUAG
Molecule: messenger RNA, 1996 nt
Organism: Gavialis gangeticus (Gharial)
Lineage: Eukaryota; Metazoa; Chordata; Crocodylia; Gavialidae
Gene: GLB1L
Product: galactosidase beta 1 like
Exons: 16
Coding region: 68-1969 (633 amino acids)
Biological process (GO): carbohydrate metabolic process
Cellular component (GO): vacuole
Molecular function (GO): beta-galactosidase activity
Source: RefSeq, a predicted model, not a curated record